GCUUCCUUCCAGUUUAUGAAUUUCAGUGCAAACUAUUGAUUCUAAUCUAUGCAUGAUGGGGGAAGAGUUGAAAAAUCCCUUUCGUAGAGAAGCGAAAAUGCAGCUGGUAAAGGUUAUGUUUCGCCAUGGCGCUUAUACCCUAUGUGCGUUAGAUAUCUGUCAUCAUAGGCCAACAAAGUGCGAUUUUGUCAGAGUGCGUAUACAAAAUGUACAGUGCACUUCUUGAGUACAGAGUCGCUCGCCUGACCGAAACGAAUAGCUUGCAGCCUCUAUUUACCGUCCGCAUCCAGUGGCUUACCACGGGCAUUUCACGAUUGGUUUGGCGCCAUAACGCCACAUUAUCAUUGUCCAGCUGCCAGCCACUAGAAAUUCAGUUCCGAACAGGUCUCCAUAGCGUGACGUGCAAAAUGAAUGUCAGCAGGAACACACACAUACGACGCUACCAAAAUUGCCUGGCGUGAGUAGACGUCAGUGAGAACUCCUUAAUUAAGGUAGCAAUAACGGAAAUGAAUCGUAUCUCUUGGAGUAGGUGAUCAAGCAAGGACGAUCCGCAAUGCUGGUGGACGGAGCACACAAGGCAGUGGGCGUGAAAGAGAUGGAAAGAACGGAUAGAAAACAGCUCAUUCUGCCAUCAUCCCUCUUCUCUGAGAUUUUUAAACGUAUAAGUCGUGACUUGCGCAGAAUCUGCUCGUAUUCAGGCAUGAAGGACUAUGGACGGAUUGGGAGUGCCUGUCUACAGAGGCUGGUUGUAAUUGGCCAUUGAAAGAAGCAGCUUUGAAAUGACUACCGCCACGUAAGCCAGUCAAAUUCCGUUAGCGACUUAAAGCGUAGCGACUUAUGCGUGGAUCAUUAAGCGUUAUAGAGAUGGUUGUCAGGAACGUCCACUAACACUCUCUUUUAAAGUAUGUAACUUUCCAAUGGAAGACGGUUUGACCAAGACCUAAAAAUGAUAUUCGUGUCAAGCUCAAAGAAGGACACAAUGUGGAGACCAUGAGUUCAUUACUAAUUAACAUUACCACCACUCUGGUGAAUCCCACUGCUGCCACCAAUGACAGCAUUAUGGGUAUGCCCAUCACUGCCUCUACUACCAACACCUCCUCCUACGUGUAUCCUGUCCCCUACGUCGUCGUCCUCUCGGUUGUUCUUUUGAUAGAGAUGCUGGCAGGUGUCUUGAGCAACUUAGCUGUUCUCUUCAGUUACCACGUCAACAAAAAGUUCAUUCGAUCUGUCAGUGAUGUCUUCAUCAUCAACAUGAAUGUGGUGGACAUUAUCAUCUGCUUAGUCUCCAUUCCAGCCACCCUUGUGGCUGUCCUGUCCAACCCGAGCAUCCCGCUGUUCUGUUUCUUCCACGAGGCCACAGUUUCCUUCGCCAGCGUGGCCUCUGCGGUCAACGUCGCCGUCAUCUCCCUCGACCGCUACGACAAGAUCUCCCACCCUCUUGUCAGGAAGUUCACCAUGAGGAACGUCCGCUGGAUCCUGCCUAUCACCUGGCUCCUAUCACUUUUAGGAUUCUGUUCUCCACUUUUCGGAAUAAAUCUGGAAAAGUUCGACCGGGUUCAGAAGAGGUUCGAAUCGGAGGGCCAUCACUGUUUUUACUGGUUCUUCAGCUCCAGAGACAACCAUUUCUACGAGUUGUACUACAUCCCCAUCUUUUUUGUUGCAACCUUUGUCAUGAUCUACGCGUAUUACGGGAUCAUCCGAAUCACACGCGUUAAGACGAUCCACUCUGCCUUAGUCAAAGCAACGGUUAGCAUGAAAGUAGACAAUGACAGGAAGGUUGUUGCGGCCGCUAUCAAUAAUAAAGACCCAGAGAAGCGAGUCUCUAGGACGACGACAAUUAUUAUCUUGACUUUCAUUACCUGCUGGGGACCUCAUGCGCUAGUCAGCAUCGUGAUUGUAGCGAGGGGGUACGCUAGUUCUGGAGAGAUAGCUUUAGACAUGCUAGAGCGAUGGUUGGUUGUUUUGGGCUACACCACUACGUUAAUGCAUCCAAUCCUCUACGUCUUCAUGAGACGGAAUUUUCGGCGUGCCUUUUCCAACAGUUGGUUCGCGCGGUGCGCGGUCAGGCAUCGGGUGGGAGCGGCACGGUCCGCCCCGAGCCAGGACGAGCCUGAGUGCCCGCGGGCCGUGCUGGGGACCAUCGGAAAGAGACAGUCGGACAGGAACCUCGUGGUCAGCACACGGGUGGAGAAAAACUCCAACCUACCCCAGACUUCAACCAAAGCGACCGUACAUGCUCACGUGGUCCGGGAAGAACACUUCCAACUCGCUUCGUCGUCAGGAAUAAGGGAGAACAUUGUAUUGCUGGACAGUGAUCACGUCGACAUGAAGGAACCAAUGACAACCCCCCAUGCCGCUUACGUCAUCAGCCCGCCGGCAAUCGCAGUCAAAGACCCGACCUUCAAAUGUAGCGAUAGUGUCCCCAUCAGCUCCUCAGUUGUGACAGAGAAGCAUAAAAAUGCACAUUUACCAAACGUGGACUAAUUUUCAGUGGGUCCACGCACUCAAAUGCCGUAGGGAAAUCUGACCAUGCAUGAAGCGAUGUUAAUUAGGUAAAAUGUAAUUGACGAUAACGUUUUCAUAAAUUUAUGAUGCUGCCUGCAAAGCGCAUGCAUACCAUAUAGUGACGUUAAAUUUGAGUUGUCUGCGACUCUUGAAAUAAGCGAGUUACAGUUUCUCAGUGUGAGGAAUUCAUUUCUGGUACUGUGGCGAUACUGAGCUCACGCGCGUUCGUAAACUACAGGCGCGUGUGCGUUUUGACAAGUUAUCUGGUUCGUCAGUGACUUCGUCAUAAAGGUAGACGCGCCACGAUUUGCAGGCUCCCAUGUAAACGACAAUCAACGCAUGUAACUCCAUGUGCAGUGCACGUGUGCAGUGGGUGUGGUUUAAACUGAAGUGACGUCACACACUAACGAACUGGAUUGGGCGAAAAACUACAGCUUAUGUCCUUAAAUUUGUUGUAAUUACCCGUGUGGUAACCUUGUUUUAACUUGUUCUAUCAAAAUAACAAAACAUCAGCGUACUAUUGCGUUUUGAGCAUUAAGGUGUGUGUUUUAGUUCUUUUUUCUUAUUAUGCAAAGGAGAUAUAAUGUAAAUUGAAACAGCAUGUUCUGCGAUUUGAAAAGUAUGACUGAUGCCGAUUCCACAUAAGGAAUUGAAAAUGCUGUAGAUGGAAACAUCGUUGAUCACAUCGAACAGUUAUCUCAUUUUGGGAGCACAACCAAGACCUUUAUACCGUAAUUCGCACAAUGAAUGAAUUCCAGUCCUUUUUCAAAUGACUGAGACGCCACAAGCAAACUUUAAUUUCUAUUUUUGGUGUGUAUCAAUUUGAGUGUUUUCCAAACGUGCAGUGCCGUUGAAACAUUUACCGACGCGUUUGCACAGGUUCGCAACCACGCAUCCGGACAAAACUGACGAGAAAAAGUAGGCCUCCUUUGAUGAAUAUAAAGGUAGCCUGGAUUUUUUAUCCGGAUAAAGACAAGGUCGGAUUUCAAGACACGUAUCUCCGUCUUGAUCACGGCCUGCACAGAAAUGCCUUCUGCUUGACAUCGAUUGUGUUUGGAUUGCCCGUUGCCGUGGAAACUUGGCGUAAUUUAUUGGCUGAACGGGCACCAUAAAAGGUACAACAAACAACUUGUGGAUUGAUGGAAGUACGUGCCUCGCAAUUUCAACGAUUUUUCCCCUUAGAAUCCAAGGAGGGGCUGCAAGUUUCGGAUAUAAUUUAAUACGAAAAUGAUUAGUGGAUUUUGAUGAGUUAACAAAUAGCAACACUAAGGACAUGUCGACCAGACUUUAUCUGUUGUGAUAAAUAAUGAUUUGAUUCUGUAAAUCCAUACAAAAUUGACUCGGUCUAAUGGGCAGUCACAAAGUAUAGAAGAUGAACCAAUAGAUGUGUACAGUACAAGCAGACAUCGGGAGUUAAGCGUACAUGUAAAUGAUAAAAUGUGCAGUUAUUGGAAUAGGUUAAUCAGGUAAGAGAUGGAAUGCUCGAAAACAUUAAUUCUCGUCUGUCACCAAAUGAAACUGGUCUGUGCAUUGCAUGAACGUGGCACUACCAUUAUCUGUGUUUUCUAUACAACUUUUUAGUGACUCCCAAAUAAAUCGAGGAAUGUGUCUACAUGAAGAAAACCUUUGCAUUGGGCCGGUGAGGCUUAUGUCUAUUCAGACAUGCCCGCCCGUGUCUUGUCUAGUGUUUGUCCUUGCUUGGUACAUGGCGCAGCUGUGCAGGGUUCUCUGAAUUCGCAUUAAAAUUAAUCUUUAUAAUUAUGAAUCUUUAUGUGUAUGCAAAAAGUGUACUCAACGUGUGACCUUUUGCAUGAGCCAGAAUUCAGUAGGCAAAGCAGCGAGUCCCAUUCUUCCACGGUGAACAUGGUCCAGAGUAAUCUUAGAGUAAAAUUUAUAUAGGGUCUAGUCUGUUUCUACGUCACAAACGUAUUUUGAUUACCAGUGGGGGUAAAACUCUGGCGGGCCAU
This is a messenger RNA of Acanthaster planci (crown-of-thorns starfish), 4472 nucleotides long. It is a transcript of the gene gpr22, whose product is annotated as G protein-coupled receptor 22. Gene Ontology annotation, cellular component: membrane. Gene Ontology annotation, molecular function: G protein-coupled receptor activity. The record is from RefSeq and is a predicted model, not a curated record. Lineage: Eukaryota; Metazoa; Echinodermata; Asteroidea; Valvatida; Acanthasteridae. Gene Ontology annotation, biological process: G protein-coupled receptor signaling pathway.